Lymnaea stagnalis (great pond snail) is the source of this 2015-nucleotide messenger RNA. The record is from the annotation of a GenBank genome assembly. Lineage: Eukaryota; Metazoa; Mollusca; Gastropoda; Lymnaeidae.
GUUACAUUUCGCAAUAGUAUAAUGGGGAGUAUCUGGAAUGUUAUUCUCAUUUCUACAUUGAAGAAACGUGCUUCAUCUUGAAAUCAGUGGACAUAAAUAGCUUUUACACUUAUUCCACUGAGAAACAAUUAAAACUGUCGUUUAUGUUAAAAAUGGGAUUUACACUUCCUACAUUUGCGAGACAUCUACCAAAAUCCAAAAGUGACUUAAGUGCGUUCUGUUUUUUGUUAGCAGCCAUUCACAGUAUAGGGUUAUUUGAACUCCUGGUAGUGUUACCUUCCAUUUAUUCCACAACGACUCAUGCAUCAGAUGAAAGCGGUUUCUCGCUGUAUUAUUUUCACGUCUUCAUGGGUGUGUUCUUUUAUACAAAUGUGAUCUUGAAUUUGUAUAAAGUUAUGACAACAAAUACCAGUACAAGAGGCAAAGUUUUGCCAUCAAUACUUCGUCCUGGUUGGCGCUUCUGCUCAGUUUGUGAAAGUAAUUCACCACCAAGAUCUUUUCACUGCUUUGUCUGUAAAAGCUGUAUACUAAAGCGGGAUCAUCACUGCACAUUUACAGGAAACUGCAUUGGGCUAUACAAUCACCGUUACUACAUUGGUCUAGUAUUUUAUAUGUGUCUAGCAGCAGGUUAUUCAUGUUUUCUGAAUUUUGACUUCAUGUAUCAUCUCUUUGGGAGCACCUCGAUUAAAUCACUACUGACAGUACUGUUUCCAAUGGUAUCCUGGAUAUUUUUUCACACUGAUGCCAUGACUAGCUUUCAAGUUCUAAUGACAUCUCUUUGCAUUGUGGGAUUCUUCCUGUGUGGAGGUUUGCUGGCAUAUCACUUAACAAAUGCCUUGAAAGGCCAGAUAGUUUAUGAGCGAACAUAUAAUAUUGACACUUAUGACUUGGGAUGGAAAGCUAAUGUUUCCCUUUUACUAGGCACACAAUGGAAGUUAGCUUGGCUUUUCCCUUUUAUACAGUCACCCAUUCCCUGUGAUGGUCUUGAAUUUAUGACUAAACAGAAUUAUGAGUCUCUGAAAACAAUGUAAUGCAAGAUAAAACACAAAUUUUUCUUAACUUAAUUUUUUAAAUUGUUAAUAUUUUGUUAUUGUCAUUUAGCUUGAAAAUCAAUCGCCAAGACCAAAACCAUAUUUAGAAUAUGUGUUUCUUCGCCCACUGCUUUAAGAAAUUAUAUUUUAAAAAAAAACAGUGGAUAAAAUAUUAUUUUAUAUGUGUUUUAUUCUUUUACAUUGAAUGAAAAUUACUUAAAUCUCUUUAUUCUUGUAUACUUCAUUAUUUUACCCAUAAUAUGUUUUUAUUUUCAUACAAAUAUUAAUGUUUUGGAUUUACAUUCAACUGUUAUUGUUUCAAGGUUGCUUGAUUAAUAUUUUGAUAUGAAACUAUCUGCUCAAUUAGGGUGCAAAGUUGUCUGAAGACUGUGAAACUGAAUGUAUAUUUUGAGCUGUCAUUGAAAGCUAUUCAUUUAAAUACAUUUUUGACUUUGAUAUAAAGCUUCCUUUCUGUUAUGACUAAGGUCUAUUGUGACAUACAAAAGUUAAUUUAUAAUCAAGCUAGAACAAAAAUUGUCUUUAUUUUUCACCUGCAAGUGGUUCAAUUUUUAAAAACUUAAUUGUGUAAUUCAUUAGCUAAAAUCUUCUGUAAGUACCUGUAAGUCCCACAAGUGUAGACAAAAUUAUGAGUGAUAUGUUCUUUUUCGUUGUAAAGUGAUAUUCAAAUAGUACACUAUAAAAAGUUUAUGAAAAGAUGGACAUCUUAUGUGAAUAAAUUGAAUUUGCCAAUAAUAAGCUUUUUCGUUCUAUUUAUUACUAUGUAACAUUUACAUAAUGACUGCAUCUUUUGGACUAAACAUUGUAUGAAGGGCAUCGACAAAUUUGGACAAAACAUUGUAUGAAGGGCAUCGACAAAUCCAUUUGUCUGUUUGGACUCGCCAAAAUGUUUUCAGAUGUUGACCUUUCUUAUUUGAAUUUUUUUCAGAAUCAUCCCUAUGGUUUUGUUAAAAUUUUUGAAAGCCA